AUGCCAGGGCACGAUACAGAACCUAGCAAUAGCGAGCACGUUGGUUCUAGAAACGCCAGAGGAGAAGGUGACACAGAGGAAGAGGGAAGGAAUAUGCAGAAUGAGUUGCGAAACCUCAAGAAAAAAAAUGAGGAGAUGGUAAGGAAGAUGGACACCUCAUCAUCGGUGGUUGAGCUACUUACUAGCACGGCCUGCCUUGCAAUGAAGAGGUAUUUAGGGGUACCAGUUGUUUAUGGAAGACUAAAGUUGAUACAUUUUCCGGAUAUUAUUCAUAGAAUUCGGAUGAAGUUUGAAGGCUGGAAGAUUAAUUUUCUUUCCACUGGGGCGAGGCUGAUUCUGUUGAAGCAUGUCUUGUCAAGCAUACCUGUUCACCUGCUAUCUGUGCUGCAUGUUCCGACAAUGGUUUUUCAUCAAUUCAAUAAGAUUUUUAGCACAUUUUUUUGGGGAUCAAUCAAUGGGAGUCCUAAGAAGAAGUGGAUUAAACGGGACAGAUUGUGCAAACUGGUGGAUGAGGGAGGGGUUGGUUUGAGGAAUCUUGUUGAUGUACAAAGAUCUUUACAUCUAAAAUUUGCAUGGAACCUGUUAUGUUCAGAUUCUUUAUGGAAAAUAUUUUUCUGUGCGAAGUACAUGCAUGGACAACAUUUGCUGGAGAUCAAUCCAUCUAGAGGCACCUGGUUUUGGAAAUCAAUUUCUAAAGAAAUUCCAAUUGUUCUCUCACACUCAAAGUGGAAAAUUAGAGAUGGGAAUGUGUCUUUCUGGAGAGACAAUUGGCUUAGUACUGGAUCUCUAAUUGAUCAGUAUCCGAUUGUGGGAGAUCCGAAGUUGAAGGUGAAACACUGCAUGAUAGAUAAUAGUUGGGAUCUGGAUCUCCUAGAGAACUUAGUAGGGCCGGAGAAAACAGAGCAGAUAGUCAAUGAUAUCAGGGAAGGAGCCUUUAAGGAUAUUAAUCAUGUGUUAUAUAGAGGUGAUAUUGCUUCAAUCAUAUGGAAAUUCAGCUCAAAUUGUUUUGGAAUUCCGUUUGUCCCAAACCGGUCUUGGAGAGCAACGGUUGAGGCGUGGUUUUGGAGAGCAUCGAAGUCGUCUCAACUUGGUAGCCUCAUCGUUCACAUUCCUGUGAUCAUUACUUGGAACUUAUGGAAUUGGCGAUGUAAAGCUCAGAUGGAAGGCAGAAAAGAGAAAGUACAUGUUUUAUGGAGAUUGAUAAAGUAUUGGAUUUAUUGGGUUGGUCUUAAGAUUAACAAAGCUUCUCGGCUAGUGGAGAAUGAUGUCAAGAUUUUGAGGUGUUUGAAUCUUUCUAUUAAUCCCAGUAAGAAGGAAAAACUAAUGGUAGUGAGAUGGGAGAAACCAAAGCGAGAUUGGCUUAAAAUGAAUGUGGAUGGAAGUAGUAUAAACAAUCUUGGAAUUUUGGGUGCAGGUGGUGUAGUAAGAAAUGAGUUCGGGCGAGUGGUUUUUGCUGAGUCUAUUGGUAAUGGAAGUAAUAAUAUUGCAGAAGUUAUGGCCCUUUGGAUUAAUCCAACAUUGUAA
Carya illinoinensis is the source of this 1524-nucleotide messenger RNA. RefSeq lists its product as uncharacterized. Gene Ontology annotation, molecular function: nucleic acid binding. Bases 1 to 1524 code for a protein of 507 amino acids. NCBI's taxonomy places the organism in Eukaryota, Viridiplantae, Streptophyta, Magnoliopsida, Fagales, Juglandaceae. The record is from RefSeq and is a predicted model, not a curated record. The transcript is spliced from 3 exons.